This is a messenger RNA of Arachis ipaensis, 1143 nucleotides long. Its product is annotated as protein yippee-like At4g27745. The record is from RefSeq and is a predicted model, not a curated record. Lineage: Eukaryota; Viridiplantae; Streptophyta; Magnoliopsida; Fabales; Fabaceae.
UUACCAUUCCACAUACAUUUAUCAUCCCGUGCCUGUUUUAUUAUUAUUAUUAUUAUUAUUAUUAUUAUUAUUAUUAUAUGGACAAAUCCAAGUUUGAUUUUUCUGGCUCAGUCCUCAUCGACCCCCAUGUUUUUUUUUAAUGUUAGUUCCGUGGCCACAGGGUUGUGAAUUCUGAUCAGUGAUCAAGUACAUUUUUAACUCAAAUCAAAUGGGGCAUCAUAAUACGAAAACACAUUAAUAUUCUUCACAAUAGUUACUAUGCAUUUUUAGCCCUUAAAUUAAAAGGCUCUGUCUUUAUCUGAUGGCCACAUAUCUCUCUUCUUUUUCUAGACUCUUAAAUUGGGAAUCUUCACUCAGCUUUGUGAUCAAUUAAUCCUAGCCUACUCCUUCACGCUAACGCCUUUUUAAUUUAAUUGAAUUUAAAUUGUGAUUCUUAUCUUAAUAUUGCAGAGUUUUGUGUCAUCAUCACUUAGCAUAUUGCAGUGAGGUAUUUGAUCUGAAAAUUCUGUACCAAUUUCAUGGCGGAACUGAUAGGGCCUCGCUUGUACAGUUGCUGUAAUUGUAGAAACCAUGUGUCACUCCAUGAUGAUAUCAUUUCUAAGGCUUUUCAGGGAAGAAACGGCCGAGCUUUUCUUUUUUCCCAUGCCAUGAAUGUUGUCACAGGACCAAAAGAAGACAGGCAUCUCAUGACUGGCCUUCACACCGUUGCUGAUGUUUAUUGUGGUGAUUGCCGUGAGGUCUUGGGUUGGAAGUAUGAAAAAGCUUACGAAGCAUCCCAGAAGUACAAGGAAGGAAAAUUCAUACUCGAGAAAUCAAAAAUAGUUAGGGAGAACUGGUAGCACUCCCUUAUGAAUUACAAUGCUGCUUGAUCGUCUUUUAUGUCUACGUUCGUUCAUGGUUUGUGCUGGUCGUCUUGUACAGGAAGUUCUUGCCUUACCCAAUUUGAAAUUUCUUAUUGUUUUCUCCAACUUGCAUUAUUCCCUUGUGCUAUAUGACUACAAUUGAACUUGUAAGAUUCAUCUUCUGGUCUGUGGAUAUCAACUUGAGAAAUCUUUUGAGAACAGUAUUGCUGCAAACUAUGCCAUUUUACAUAUAUCUGUAUAAUAUAUUUUAUUUAGCUUAAUCCAAUCAUGCAUUUAGUUU